Magnusiomyces paraingens is the source of this 1479-nucleotide messenger RNA. RefSeq lists its product as uncharacterized. The record is from RefSeq and is a predicted model, not a curated record. The coding region runs from base 1 to 1479 and encodes 492 amino acids. NCBI's taxonomy places the organism in Eukaryota, Fungi, Ascomycota, Dipodascomycetes, Dipodascales, Dipodascaceae. The transcript has a single exon.
AUGACUUCUUUGCCUCCAAAUGACCCCGUUGCUAUUGUCCUUGACAAAAUCUCCGACCUCAAAGACGGGACAAAAGCCGCCGUCUCGCGCAUCGCAGAAAACAUCCCUGCACCGCCUGUCGAUAACGACCAGCUCCGGGAUCUUGGUGCAAAAGUGGCCUCUGGUAUCGACAAGACUGCAGCUUGGGUCUCAUCAGCUGCAGGCUCUGGUGUUCAGCUCAUCACAAACGUUGCAUCAAAGGGUAAACUCACCUUCCAAAACACCGUUCAGCAACAGCAACAGCCCCCUCCACCACCACUAAAAACCUCUAUAUUCUCUAUUAAUGCCGCCUGGACGGCCCUUUGGGACUGGGCUACAGCUAACAAGGCUCUUGCUGGUGCCCUUGCCGGUCUUAUUCUGACCGGAUCCGUUUACUACCUUUACCGCUUAAAUCUCGGGUACAUUGCGGGCCCCAGAGCACUCAAGUUCUGGCGCCGUCGUAGACUCGCUCGGAAGGCCCCCAACGGUGGCCGUUCUGAGGUUGUUGUCAUUGCUGGCUCUCCUGCUGAACCUCUCACCCGCACUAUCGCUGCCGAUCUGGCCCGCCGUGGUUACAUUGUCUACUGGACAACCUCAUCACCGGAAGAAGAAGAAAUCGUUGAACGUGAAGAAUCAGAAGACAUUCGACCCCUUCUUAUCUCCCCCAACGAUGUUGGUUCAGUCAGAGCUUCUAUCAAAGCUUUGGCAUCUGUUCUCAAUGUUCCAGCAACUGCCUUCCCAGGUGCUAUCCCUCAUAUGCUCACUCUAGCAGGUGUCAUUGUUGUCCCAGACUUGUACUACCCCACGGGUCCCGUCGAAAGCAUUUGCGUCGACGCAUGGUCCGAUCUCGUCAACUCAAAGAUUUUGGGUCCUAUCUUCCUUCUCUCAAAUGGUCUUCUUGAUCUUGUUCGUGCCCACGAAGCCCGCGUUUUGCUUCUCUCUCCCACAAUCAUGGGCUCUCUAACCCCAGGGUUCCACGCAGCCGAAAGUCUUGUUUCCGCAGCCCUUGAUGCUCUCUCGUUGGCUGUUUCCCGUGAACUGGCCUCUCAAGAUAUCCCCUUUGUCCAUAUCAAAAUGGGCUCUUUUGACGUCAGCCAUGGUGGCGCCGCACACCAUGCAGCCCGCGCAAAACAGCGCGAGCGAGCCGUCCAAAACCAGGUUCGCGCAGAUAUCCUUGCUUGGCCCGAUCACCUUCGCGCAAUUUACGCCCGCACUUAUCAAGCCGCAGCCACCGCUCUUCAGUCUGACUCGAGAAUUAGAGGUGAACCUUUGCGUCUAUUAAACUAUACCAUUUUUGAUGCUCUUAACGAUCACAGACCCUCGCGCGUUUACUACACUGGAAGAGGUGCUUAUACUUAUAGUGUACUUCCCAAGUUUAUUCCAGAAAACCUCAUGUCAUGGCUUUUAACUCCUAAAACCGGUAAUAUUGUUCUUUCUGAAAAAACUUGGGAGCAUCUUUAA